This is a messenger RNA of Thrips palmi, 3018 nucleotides long. RefSeq names its product islet cell autoantigen 1-like protein (gene ICA69). Gene Ontology annotation, cellular component: Golgi apparatus. Gene Ontology annotation, biological process: regulation of transport. The record is from RefSeq and is a predicted model, not a curated record. Lineage: Eukaryota; Metazoa; Arthropoda; Insecta; Thysanoptera; Thripidae. Bases 183 to 1838 code for a protein of 551 amino acids. Gene Ontology annotation, molecular function: protein domain specific binding. The transcript is spliced from 11 exons.
CGUUCGUCUGCUUGCCGCGUCGUCUGCGUCGCCCCUUCCUUAGUCGCCCCUUGCUGUGAACAGAUAUUUUUGACAUAAAUUAUUGUGGAUUUCUUUCUGCUCUGUAAGAGUCUCAGCUCACACUCCCAGUCCUCUUGCUUUUGACAGCACAGCGGUCGGUGGAUUGUGGCGCCAUAAGGACCAUGAAUGGAUACGGAUAUUCUGGCCAAGGAGUAACAGCAGAUCAAUGGAACAACAAAAGCAAUUCUGCUAUGUCCAAGAUGGAACACACAUUUUGGGUCACAAAACAGAGUGUUUUUCGCAAGUUUGGGAAAAAAGAAGAUGAAUGCAUUGUUGCAUCUGAUGCGGAGCUUGAUGCAAAACUAGAACUUUUCCGAUCUGUUCAAGACACGUGUUCAGAGCUCCAAAGAAUUCUUGACAAAUACCAAGAACGUCUUUGCAAUUUAGCUCAAGAAGAAAGUGCUAUGGGAAGAUUUUUAAAGGAGUGUUCAAAGCGAGAUCAAACAAAUGCUGGCAAAGCUAUGAUUAGUGUCGGUCGAGCUCUCUCCUACUCUGGGCAGCAGAGACUUGCUUUGCGAGUUCCUCUUCAACGUCUUUAUCAUGAAGUUGAAACAUUUCGUCAGCGUGCAAUUGAAGACACUUUACUCAAUGUAUCUGCAAUGGAACGGCAGAGGACAGAAUAUCGUGCUGCUCUUAGCUGGAUGAAAAACAUUUCUCAAGAACUAGACCCUGACACCCAUAAGCAGCUGGAAAAGUUUAGGAAGGUCCAAGGCCAGGUUCGACAAAGCAAAGAUAAUUUUGAUCGCUUGAAAUUGGAUUGCCUGCAGAAAGUUGACUUGUUAGCAGCUGCAAGAUGCAACAUGUUUUCGCAUGCUCUCACUUUAUACCAACAAGCCCUUAUUCAGCAUGCUCGUAGAGCUCAUCGUGCAUUUGGUACUGUUGCCAAUGAUAUCAAAGGCUACCAGCACUAUGAGUUUUCUGUGGUUCCGGAAUUAACUGAAGAGUCCUCUCGCCUGGCAAGACAGUCUAAAGAAAAAGAUAAGUCGCAGGGAGAAGAGAGGCAAGAUGAAAAAGAUGGGCUUCUUUUCUUUGAUACUGAGUACCAUGAUGACAAAACAGAAGGUGUGCAGUCAUCUUCUCAAAAGCAGAAGUCAGACAGCAUGCAGAACUUGUUGAACAGUGCAGGAGAGCAAGGUGUCCUUCCUCUUAUUCCUUUAGACUCAGAGGAGUCCAUUAUGCCUUCUGAACCAAGUGGAAUUUCUACCUUAGACCUCCUGGCAUCUGAUUGCCUCAGCCAAUUAGAUGAUGUGUUGGGGAAUUCUUUCUCUGACGGAGUUCCUGCAAGUGUGUCUGAAGAAUGGGAAUCCUUGUUUACGAACAAUGAUUCUAGUGCAUCGGUUGGUGAUGGAAUCUCUUCAGAAAUUUCACCCGCAGUCGAAAAUAGUGAUGGAUUCUUACCUUCCCAACUUCUUGACAACUUUGCUUCAUCCUUGAAGCUUGAGCUCUCGACUAAUCCUUGUGGUUCAAACGUUAAAGCAAAGGAUGAUUCAACUACGCCAAGCAGUGCUGCAGCCUCAUCAGAACUAAGCUUCAUGUCAAGUCUAAUGGCCAAUUUGAAGCCCCAAGCUCCUCCUCCAAGCCAGACAACAGCAACAUUACUUCCAAGCCCCACAGGCUCUAAUCAAUCACCAAAAAUCAAGAAUGAGGCUCAAAACAAAAUGAGUAGCACAAGUAAGAAGGAUAUGUCAGCCUGGUAUGAUCUCUUUGCCGAUUUAGAUCCCUUAGCCAACCCAGAUGCACUGGACUCCAAAACCCUAGAAGAGGAGCGUAACUGUUAACAUAUUUGCUGUAUGAUGAGAUCUAUAUUCUAUCUGGCACAUAAAGUUAUUAUUAUCACCAAACUCAUAUUUUUUUUAUUAACUUUUUUUGAGGUGUUGUGAUUCUUGCAAGUAGCCAUAGUAGCUUUUUGAGACAAGUACUUCCAAUUGUUUUGUUUGUACGUUUUUUGCACAGGACAUAACAAGAUGUGUGGGUUAUGCUGUGCCUAAUUAUUUUUGCAAGGAUCUUGAAUAAUAACAUAUUGAUUGAAUUUAUGGAAAUGAAGGGACCAUCUCUACUGUACAUUUUGAAAUUGUAGGGCAGUUCGAGUAGCCUCAUUUUUUUGAUAAAUUGCAUGGAGUGUCCAGAUUGUGGCAUGUUUAUUCUUUUGUUCUUGUUUUUAUAUGAAGAAACUAAAUCUGUUAUAGUUAUUUCUAUUUUAACUACAUAGCAAAUAAACUAGGGUUGUCUUUCCUAUAAAUUAAAAAAAAGGUAAAAAAGUUACUUAAUAAUCCAUCUUGUAUACAUGGAUUAUGGAUUUGUUUACCAUGUAUUCAUUUACAUUGCUGAAAACUGUGCUAUUUGAGCUGUUUCCAGCCACAUCAUUAUAUCAAAAUUGUGUGAACAUGGAAAACUGAAGUCUCAGGACAGUGGAAGGAGAGAUUUUAUAUCCACCUGGCUUGCUGUUUGAGGUAGAUAGAAAGUAAUUUAAUGAAAAAUAAGUAUUUUAGCCUAGCUAAGCUGAAACGAAUCAGUCACAUAAUUUUUAUACAAGUGUAUUGUAUCCUAAUGUCUUCAUUCCAGCCAAGUGUUUAGAGUUUCUGAAAUUGGUCUACUUGUUAAAGAUAAAUAGUCUAUUCCAAGGAGAGAUAACAUGAACUAUUUUAAGAAAGUUUCAGAAUAACUAUUAUUCUGUAAAUUGCAUUUUCUGAGUUCCUUCAUUUUGCUUUUAUACUUACUUGAUGCUUGAACUCCUCUUAAGCCAAAGAUACAAGUUGUUAUUACAAAUUAUUGCCCUUAAACUUCGUAUUUGCAUGUCUCAGCAGAGGUAAUAUGCACUAGUCAAAAUCAACGACAGAGAGAGAAAGAGAGACUCUCACUAGUCAUUAGUCAUUGAAUAUUUUCUGUGUGUUAUGGUUGAGGAUGGAGUGGGUGGCUUCACUUGCACUAAGAUUCAAAUAAAAAUGACUACAAUCAUAA